AUGUUGCGUGUGUUUUCAAAAAGCAUUAUUUUACAAGAUCAAUGUCGCUUAUCACAAAAAUUAAUACGAGAGUUGGAUGUUAUAAAAUGUGUAACAAUUCAAAAUUGUUUAUCAAGACAUUUUGCUAGUAAAGUGCAGGAAGAUGCAAAACUUGAACGGAUUUAUUACGGUACCUUGACGCCACAAAUUCGAGCUGUAAAGGUUUUUUCAUUGUGUUCAAGUAUAGCUGGUCUAAUUGCUCAGCCCAUUAUAAUCAAGGAGGCUUCAACAAUCGGAAGCACUUCGUUAUUGGUAGCUUUAUGUUCAGUUGUGGGUUUCUUCACAUUUGUAACUCCAAUAUUACUCCACAUCAUUACAAAGAAGUAUGUGACAGAAAUCCAUUAUGACGCCGACAAGUCUUUAUACAAAGCUACAACAUACAGUUUUUUUCUACUACCAAAAAAGGUGGAUUUCACACCAGAUGAUGUAGUAGUACCUGACAUCCCUGGAAUGUUUACAACAAUGUUUGCUAAAGGCAAACCUUUAUUUAUUGAAGCCCGGCAUUUCAAUGACCCUCUAGAUUAUGCUAAGAUCAUGGGCUAUGACAAACCCUUAGACUUUAAACUAGGAGAAAUAGAUGACAGUGAAACUAAAAAGUAG
Pieris macdunnoughi is the source of this 639-nucleotide messenger RNA. The record is from the annotation of a GenBank genome assembly. NCBI's taxonomy places the organism in Eukaryota, Metazoa, Arthropoda, Insecta, Lepidoptera, Pieridae.